UCUUUAUACCCAGGUCUCUGUGCGCGCUUGUUUCGUCUUCGUUCGCCGCCAUCAUCUUACGAAGACGAAAGAGGUUGGUUUUGCUGAUUUUCCUGUGGCAGUGCCGUUUUACGAAAGCUAGCACAAAUGAAGAUGGUGGAUAAAAUAGAAAUGAGCCUGGAUGAUAUUAUCAAGCAAAACAAAGGGAGUAGACCGCGCGGCGGCGGUAGCAGACGAGGAAGAGGCGCCGGUAACUCACCUCGUAGAGGAAUACGCAGACCUCAAAGAGUUGGUGGUGGCGUCAUGCGAGGACGCAGUCGUGGUGGCAUUACACGAAGUUCUCUUCCAUACACAAGGGGUGAUGUAAACAGUGCAUGGAAGCAUGAUAUGUUUGAUGGAGUAAAAAAGGUUGGCCGAAGUGCGAUAGGUAGUACAGGAACAACCAAGCUACUUGUGUCCAAUUUGGAUUUUGGUGUAUCAGAUUCAGAUAUUCAGGAAUUAUUUAGUGAAUUUGGUCCCUUGAAGUCAGCUGCAGUACAUUAUGAUAGGUCAGGUCGAUCUUUGGGAUCUGCAGAUGUUAUAUUUGAAAGAAGAGCAGAUGCUAUUAAAGCAAUGAAACAGUACAAUGGUGUACCAUUAGAUGGUCGUGAAAUGAACAUACAAGUUGCUACCUCUGAAAUACCAGUCACAUCUAUCCGUGGAGGCCCGAGACUUACUGGCAGUAAUUAUACACAGAGACCUCAGUCCCGCUUUAGGGGUAAUCGUGGAACAGGCCCCAUCAGAGGACGUGGAACCGGUCGACGUGGUGGUAGAGGAGGCAGUCGGCAAGUGAUGAAAACUCCCACCGCUGAAGAACUAGAUGCUGAAUUGGAAGCUUAUGUUAAAGAAGUAAAGUAACAACGUCACAAACCUUCACUCUUAAGUUUUUGUUCAGAAUCGACUUAACACGAUACAAUGUGUUUUCCUAAUUUUCAUGAGAAUAUAUAAAAUAAGUAAUACCUGUAUCAUUAGCAAAAUGUUAUAACAAAUUUAUUUUAAACGAGUCUUUUUUAUUUUUGACGUUUUCUCUGGAAAUUGGCAUACAAAUUUUACAGACUUAAGAAAGAUGAUUUAUAGAAGUUCAUAAUUUUUUUAUGACACCGCAACAGACAGGAAUGAAAAAAUAAAAAAAAGUUACGAUGUAAAGACUGUAUGGAUUUGUAUGUACUAUCGUGCGUGUGUGGUUAUCAGAUGAAAAAUACAGUAAAAUUCAUCUUUAAAAGUUGUUGUUUAUCAAAGUACAGAACGUGCUUCUAGCCCUCAAUCUAAUUUUUGAUUCAUAGAAUAACGAGUGAUCUAAGUAUCCAUUUUUAAACUUAGUUUACACCUUGUAGAUUAUCCUAUUAUACAGUAUAUAUGUCAAUUACUAUUAUAUAUUAAUAGUACCUUAAUAAUACCUUUGUACAUUAUGUUUAUCGAAUUGUUUUCUUACCAUGGAUAAUGAAAUUUACCACUAUGCGUAGUUAAUAGCUCAUAGUGGAAUAAGGCUGUGACAUACUGUUAUCUAGUCAACAACUAAUGAAAUAUUUUACUGUGCAGUAAUGGGCUUGUAAGACAAUGUAUACGCUCCUAAAUAUUCAGCGUAUGAAUGGCAAUGCAGUGGCACAAGACUGAAGCAAACAAACUGACGAGUCGUUACCUAAUAAAUAACAAUACUCUUGA
Molecule: messenger RNA, 1680 nt
Organism: Megalopta genalis
Lineage: Eukaryota; Metazoa; Arthropoda; Insecta; Hymenoptera; Halictidae
Gene: Ref1
Product: RNA and export factor binding protein 1
Biological process (GO): mRNA export from nucleus
Cellular component (GO): nucleus
Molecular function (GO): mRNA binding
Source: RefSeq, a predicted model, not a curated record